AUGGAUCUGGAGUUCCGGGGUGUCCUGGCACCGACUGGGUUGGCGACUCACGCCAAUCUGAUAACACCCCCGGCCUCCUCCAGCGACCUUCGGAGCACCCCGAGGCUGCCUCGGCCGGUGACAGCCUUCGACUUCGCGCCCAAAAACUUAGAGUCGGGCGAUAUGGAGAAGAUCCCCGCCAUCACAGGCAAGCGGCGGGGUGGCUGUAGAAAGGCCUGUAACGAGUGUAAACAGCAAAAGACUCCCGCGGAUGCUUGCUCGCGCUGCCGGCGGCUCCAAAUAGAAUGCAAGGUCGAACCCACUUUCAAACGGAUCUCCAAACGAAGGCGCAAUGCUGAAAUGGAACGGGAGAUCGCAGAGCUCCGCCGGCGGCUUGCCAAUGGCGAUCCCCCGCAGGCUGUGGAAGCCAAUGGCAGUGAUGAGCUCUCCCAGUGUUCCGAGGAUGUCUUCUGUCCUCCUGAUGCGGCAGUUGUAAACAGGGCGCGGCCGCUGUCGGCGCCGUUGGAGCCUCAGCCGAUGGCUACCCCGUUGACCAUGCACAGGGAUGGAUCUAUUCUUUCCCAGGAGGAUAAUCCAUGGAGGCUGGAAGAUGUCUCGCUGUCUAGGACGAGGGUGGCGCGUCUAUUUGAACAGUUCUUCAAGUACUACCAUCCAUUCCUCCCUCUGUUGAACCCGCAAAAGCACCCGGAUGAGUAUCUGCGUCGCUGUCCUUUGCAGGCGUGGAGUAUCAUCUGCGUCGCUAGCCGACGAGCGCCGUCGGAGUCAGGCCUCCUGAGUGCGCUCUCGGGGCCUUUCAGCCGACUGCUUUGGUCCACCAUCACUGGUGUACCACAAGACUACCGUGUGGUCAAGGCUCUUUGUCUUCUCUGCACCUGGCCCUUGCCCACGACGAGCCAGCGGACUGAUGCCACCUUCAUGCUCAGUGGAUUAAUGAUGCAGAUAUCCAUGCAGCUAGGAUUACAUCGUCCCGUCCAGGCAGAGGAGUUCACCACUUUCCGCAUGGAAGUCCAGGGGGAAGCUGUCAAGGACCGCUUACAGACGUGGGUCAUAUGUAACAUUGUGGCUCAAAACGUCGCCACCGGCUACGGACAGCCUCCCGUCACCAUCUACGAUUGGGCGCUCGAGCCAGCAUCGCUUCGAGACGCGGACUAUCAGCCUUCCGAAGACCUGAAGACUCGGCUGCGGAUCGAAAAGUUCUGCGACCGCGUGACCAAAGCCCUGUAUAGCAGCAAGCCUGACCCGGCGGAGUUCAUCAGCUCGGAGAAGUUGCUAAUCGUGCAGCUUCUGGAAAACGAGCUUCGAGACAUGGAGGUGGAAUUCGGACGAGAUAUUUCCAAUAUCAACAUGAUCCAUCUACGAGCCGCUGAACUGCAUCUACGAUACUUUGUUUUCCUUGGCUCCAGUGCACGAAGCGACGACUUGACGAAGCUUUUCAUUGCCACCACCUCAUUCCUAGGCCGCGUGCUCGAUCUCGAAACGUCGCCCGGUGAACUCAUUGGCCACGCAACCAAUUACAUCCUUCAGAUGAUCGUUUCAGCUGCCUUUGCCCUCAUGAAGCUGCUGAAGAGUGACUUCCGACGACACAUUGACUUCGAGCAUGGGAAGCUGCUGUUCAACGGAGCGAUCUCGGCCAUCCGCAGAAUCAGUGUCAUGGACCACGACCGUCCCGUGCGUCUGGCAGACAUUCUGGCGCAGAUGUGGAAUGCCGGCAGCCCGGAGGGACCGGCAGGCGAGGAUGCUCUGCAGCUGAAAGUGCGCUGCCGGAUGAGCAUGAGUCAUGUCUACGAUACCGUUUGGCGUUGGCGCCAACGCUUCCGUCCGAUGAAGAGUAUUGAGGAUCCGCAAGCCACCAUUGCGAAUCCCGGUCUCUCGGCGACGGCCGGCCCCAUGGCCCGACACCCAGAAGAGUCGCUGGCCGAUCCCGGGUUGAUCUACCCGCCGAACUUCGACCAAGGGGCGUUCAUCAGCGAGGCCGGGUUCUCGGAGGUGUUCGAUUCGCUCAACUGGGUGUUUGACGGGAUUCCCGACACGUUUGUGGCGCCUCCGGUCAUGUAG
Messenger RNA from Aspergillus sclerotioniger CBS 115572, 2055 nucleotides. Its product is annotated as transcription factor domain-containing protein. Gene Ontology annotation, cellular component: nucleus. The transcript is spliced from 7 exons. Bases 1 to 2055 code for a protein of 684 amino acids. The record is from RefSeq and is a predicted model, not a curated record. Gene Ontology annotation, molecular function: zinc ion binding; transcription cis-regulatory region binding; DNA-binding transcription factor activity, RNA polymerase II-specific. Gene Ontology annotation, biological process: regulation of DNA-templated transcription; DNA-templated transcription. Lineage: Eukaryota; Fungi; Ascomycota; Eurotiomycetes; Eurotiales; Aspergillaceae.